Messenger RNA from Fusarium fujikuroi IMI 58289, 543 nucleotides. RefSeq lists its product as uncharacterized. Bases 1 to 543 code for a protein of 180 amino acids. NCBI's taxonomy places the organism in Eukaryota, Fungi, Ascomycota, Sordariomycetes, Hypocreales, Nectriaceae. The transcript has a single exon. The record is from RefSeq and is a predicted model, not a curated record.
AUGACCGUCGAGUACGAGUGCGGCUUCAGCAUGUACCCUCCUCUCCCCCCAACACCCUCCAACCAAUCCCUCUACGCCCUCUUCCUCGCCCGCCUCAGAACAACAUUCUCGUCACGAACCCAUCCCUCCACAUCCAAACCGCUCCUUAUAACCGACGCUGACACAGCCUUCUAUUACUUCACGCUCCCCAAGUAUCCCAAGAUCCCCGCCAAUCCCGAACACUGCAACUUCUUCCUGAGUUUCUGCCUCAGCUUCGGAAACGGUGGUUUACCACGGGAAGUAGCUGUUGCUCAUGUCCUCGAGGUAUUCGUUAUUUCGAAGGAGUAUUUUGGGGAGAGGGUUAGGUACUGGAAUGGGAUGCACAGAAUGAGGUGUAAUAAGCAGUGGGGGUACUAUACACUUGCAGAUGUGAAGGAGGCCGAGGCAGAGGUCAGGAAGUUAUGCAGGAGUAUGGACUCUAAGGUUACAGUGCUGGAGACAGUGGUGGAAACGCUGGAUGAAAAUAACGUCGUGGAAGUUGGACCUCUAUUUCUGCUUGGCUAG